This is a messenger RNA of Miscanthus lutarioriparius, 759 nucleotides long. The record is from the annotation of a GenBank genome assembly. Lineage: Eukaryota; Viridiplantae; Streptophyta; Magnoliopsida; Poales; Poaceae.
AUGGAAGGUCUCUCCAUCGAUCCCAAGUGGCUUAUCGACCCGAAGCUUCUCUUUGUUGGGCCACGCAUCGGCGAGGGCGCUCAUGCAAAGGUCUAUGAGGGGAAGUAUAAGAACCAAAAUGUUGCUAUCAAGAUUGUGCACAAAGGGGACGCCCCUGAGGAGAUGACCAAGAGGGAGGGGAGAUUCUUGAGAGAGGUGACCAUGCUGUCAAGCGUGCAGCACAAGAACCUCGUCAAGUUUAUAGGGGCCUGCCUAGAACCUGCCAUGGUGGUGGUGACAGAGCUACUAGUGGGGGGCUCGUUGCGCAAGUAUUUGGUCAGUCUCCGACCUAGGAGCCUUGAGCCUCAUGUAGCAGUGGGGUUUGCAUUGGACAUUGCCCGAGCUAUGGAAUGCUUGCAUGCACGUGGGAUCAUUCAUCGUGAUCUUAAGCCUGAGAAUUUGUUGCUGACUGCAGACCAGAGAACAGUAAAACUUGUUGAUCUUGGUUUGGCUAGGGAAGAAACAUUAACAGAGAUGAUGACUGCUGAGACAGGAACAUACCGUUGGAUGGCUCCAGAGUUGUACAGCACAGUAACAUUGAGGCACGGAGAAAAGAAGCAUUACAACCACAAAGUAGAUGUCUACAGCUUUGCAAUUGUGUUGUGGGAACUCCUUCACAAUAAACUGCCAUUCGAGGGAAUGUCUAAUCUUCAAGCUGCGUACGCUGCUGCUUUCAAGAUGAAAGCCUUAUUUGCUGCAGAAUAUCAGACCAAGUGCUGA